Messenger RNA from Meriones unguiculatus (Mongolian gerbil), 2707 nucleotides. RefSeq names its product protein phosphatase with EF-hand domain 1 (gene Ppef1). Bases 386 to 2332 code for a protein of 648 amino acids. The record is from RefSeq and is a predicted model, not a curated record. The transcript has 19 exons. Gene Ontology annotation, molecular function: calcium ion binding; manganese ion binding; protein serine/threonine phosphatase activity. Gene Ontology annotation, cellular component: cytosol; nucleus. Lineage: Eukaryota; Metazoa; Chordata; Mammalia; Rodentia; Muridae. Gene Ontology annotation, biological process: detection of stimulus involved in sensory perception.
CGGAGUUCAAAGCGGGGGUUUUCCCGCUGGGCUCCAGUCUAACGGCUCGCCCACCUUGUGGGCCGGAGUCGCGGCCGUUUGAGAGCAGGGACUGAACUGACUACUUGCUCUGUGGGACCGAAGUCGUCAGAAAGUCGCCACUUCAGGCAGCCUCUAGGCUCUUAGCUCUGGGCUCGGAGGGUCAGAGUGCAGCUGAAGAAUCAGGCACUUCAGACUGUGGUUGGAGACCUCUGAAUUCUCUCACCCUCAAGGCUUUUUCUCAUCGUUGCUUCUUCCAAAACACCUGGAGAAAAACCUCUCCAUUGGCCAAGCACAAGACACAGUAUCUAUACGCUGAAGAAAAUCAAUUGAGUGGCUUCUUGAAGCACAAUCUGAUUUAGAAGUCAUGGGCUGUGGCACUUCUUCAGUACAAUGCAGCAAACCCGAGAAUCUGCUGAAAGCUGCCUUAGUCAUCCAAAGGUGGUACCGACGGUACAGAGCUCGACUGAGGGCCAGACAACAUUAUGCCCUCGCUGUCUUCCAGUCUAUUGAAUAUGCUGAUGAGCAAGGACAAAUGCAGCUCUCCAACUUCUUUUCUUUCAUGUUGGAAAACUAUACAAAGGGACCUAAAGAAGAUUCAGCAUUAGUAACUCGACUGUUUGAAACCACCACUCGUGAAAACAGGGAUAGACAGGAAUAUGUGGGCUUGGUAGAUGUACCUGACUCCUACACUGGUCCUCGACUGAAGUUUCCUCUCACAUUUACAGACAUUGAUAUACUUGUUAAAGCCUUCAAGCAGCAGCAGAUUCUUCAUGCUCAUUAUGUCUUAGAAGUGCUGUUUGAAGCCAGGAGAGUCUUGAAGCAAAUGCCGAAUUUCACUCAUGUAAGAACCUUUGCCGCCAAAGAGAUAACAAUCUGUGGUGAUUUGCACGGCAAACUGGAUGAUCUUCUGUUGAUAUUCUAUAAGAAUGGCCUACCUUCGGAAAGAAAUCCGUAUGUUUUCAAUGGUGAUUUUGUAGAUCGAGGAAACAAUUCCAUGGAGGUUCUAAUGAUCCUGCUUGUUAGUUUUCUUGUCUACCCCGCUGACCUACUCUUGAAUAGAGGGAACCAUGAAGACUUUAUGAUGAAUUUGAGAUACGGUUUUACAAAAGAAAUUCUACAUAAAUACAAGAUACACGGAAGAAAAAUCUUGCAAAUCCUAGAAGAAGUCUACACAUGGCUCCCAAUUGGUACAAUUAUUGACAAUGAAAUCCUGGUUAUCCAUGGUGGGAUAUCAGAAUCCACAGACUUGAGUGUACUCCACCAAAUACAAAGAAAUAGAAUGAGGUCUGUGUUGAUGCCACCAGUGGCAGUAAGUCAUGCCCUUGACUUUAAGAAAAAUAAACCAGGUGCAAGCAGUAUGGGAGCAGGGAAGGCCGAAUCAGACAGGUCCACUUCUGAACCAUUAACAAAGUAUGAAUGGGAACAGAUUGUUGAGCUUCUGUGGAGUGACCCCAGAGGCAAAAAAGGCUGUUAUCCGAACACAAGCCGAGGAGGGGGCUGCUAUUUUGGACCAGAUGUUACCAAUAAGAUUCUUAGUAAAAACCACUUGAGGAUGCUCAUUAGAUCUCAUGAGUGCAAACCCGAUGGGUAUGAAAUCUGUCAUGAUGGAAAGGUCAUUACUGUAUUUUCUGCUUCUAAUUAUUAUGAAGAAGGCAGCAACCGAGGAGCCUACAUCAGACUAAGUUAUGGUACAGCUCCACAGUUCUUCCAGUACCAAGUAACUAGUACAUCAUGCCUGAGCCCUCUUAACCAAAGGGUGAGUGCUAUGGAAUUCAGUGCCUUCAAGACACUGAAAGAAAGAAUGAUUUCAAGAAAAACUGAUCUCAUAAAUGCCUUCCAACUUCGUGACCACAGUAGAUCAGGAAGGAUUUCAUUGGCUCAAUGGGCGUUUUCUAUGGAGAGCAUUUUGGGACUGAACUUACCAUGGAGAUCUAUUAGUUCACACCUGGUAAACAUAGACGCUGAUGGAAAUGUUGACUACAUGUCUAGCUUCCAGGAUCUCCACAUUGAAAAGCCCGUGAAAGAGAUGAAAUCUAACCUAAUUGAAACUCUGUAUAGAUACCGAUCUGACUUGAAAAUCAUAUUUAAUAUCAUCGACAGUGAUCAUUCAGGUCUGAUCUCCAUGGAUGAAUUCCGGACCAUGUGGAAACUUUUCAAUGCUCACUACAAUGUUCAUAUUGAUGAUGCCCAAAUUGAUGAGCUUGCCAGUGCAGUGGACUUCAACAAAGAUGGAAGCAUAGACUUUAAUGAGUUUUUAAAGGCUUUCUAUGUCGUACAUAAAUAUGAGAAGCCAGGCAGCCAUUUAACUUAAGAUGAGCAAAAACUUUCCUCAGCCACCUUGAAAACAGGACCCCAACAACUUCAGCUCUUAACCAGGGCUUUUGAAAUUCGUUGUAGUAGAGAAAAUUAGACCCUAAUUCAUACCACAAAUAAUGCCUAGUUUGAUUGUUGGUGGUCCUUAUUAAACUGUUAUUGGUAGGACUAUGUUAAAUAUCAGUUGGUAAGAUUUACUUCCAGUUCGAACCUAGUGAUGGUUUCAGAUGAUACCUAACUAGGAAGCCAGAGAAAACUGAAAGCAUACUGAAAGGAAACCACAGAAAGGAAAACUGUUAAGUGUAAUAUCUGUGAGUGGCGAGGUUGAGAGUAAUGUUAAACUACUACUGAAAUAAAAUAUUUCAUCAUCAAA